This is a messenger RNA of Gymnodraco acuticeps, 1638 nucleotides long. It is a transcript of the gene seh1l, whose product is annotated as SEH1-like (S. cerevisiae). The record is from RefSeq and is a predicted model, not a curated record. Gene Ontology annotation, molecular function: protein binding; structural molecule activity. Bases 158 to 1405 code for a protein of 415 amino acids. Gene Ontology annotation, cellular component: nuclear pore outer ring; Seh1-associated complex. The transcript is spliced from 9 exons. Gene Ontology annotation, biological process: cellular response to amino acid starvation; positive regulation of TORC1 signaling. NCBI's taxonomy places the organism in Eukaryota, Metazoa, Chordata, Actinopteri, Perciformes, Bathydraconidae.
UUGGUUUCAAUGCGCCCCCCAGUGGUUAACUCCAGGGAUAGCACUCUACAGGACCCGCCAAACAUACAUACAUACACACACACAAGUGGACACAUGACAGGCCUGCUAGGAAACUAGUUAAGCUAGGGUUGCUGGUUAAUAUUUGCUAAUUGUAAUCAUGUUUGUAGCGCGAAGUAUCGCAGCAGAUCAUAAAGAUCUCAUUCAUGAUGUUUCGUAUGAUUUCCACGGCCGGAGAAUGGCCACUUGUUCCAGUGACCAAAGUGUGAAGGUUUGGGACAAAAGUGAGAACGGAGAGUGGCACUGCACCGCCAGCUGGAAGACACACAGCGGCUCCGUGUGGAGAGUGACCUGGGCUCACCCAGAGUUCGGGCAGGUUCUGGCCUCCUGCUCCUUUGACAGGACCGCUGCUGUGUGGGAAGAGAUUGUAGGGGAGUCCAACGACAAGCAGAGAGGACUGAGCCACUGGAUUAAGAGAACCACACUAGUGGACAGUCGAACAUCAGUGACUGAUGUGAAGUUUGCCCCUAAACACAUGGGCCUGAUGUUGACCACCUGCUCUGCGGACGGAGUGGUGAGGAUCUAUGAGGCUCCUGAUGUGAUGAACCUGAGUCAGUGGUCCCUGCAGCACGAGAUCUCCUGCAAGCUCAGCUGCAGCUGCAUCUCCUGGAACCCCUCAAGCUCUCGGGCCCACCCACCAAUGUUUGCAGUGGGUAGUGAUGACAGUAAUGUGAAUUAUGGUGGCAAAGUUCAGAUCUAUGAGUAUAAUGAAAACACAAGGAAAUAUGCUAAAGCAGAGACCCUGAUGAGCGUCGCAGAUGCAGUCCAUGACAUUGCGUUUGCCCCAAACCUGGGGAGGUCUUUCCACGUGCUCGCUAUUGCAACAAAAGAUGUCAGGAUCUUUAAACUUGUUCCUAUGAGGAAGGAGAGCACCUCUACAGGACCCACCAAGUUGGAAGUGCAGAUUGUGGCUCAAUUUGAUAACCAUAACUCUCAGGUGUGGCGUGUGAGCUGGAACAUCACCAGCACCCUGCUGGCCUCCUCCGGGGACGAUGGCUGUGUGCGCCUCUGGAAAGCUAACUACAUGGACAACUGGAAGUGCACGGGCAUCCUGAAGGGAGACGGCAGCCCCCUCACCGGCUCAUCGGGUCAGCCCACAGCUAUGAGCACUGUCGUGGGCUCCUCCGUUCAGACAUCCCAGAACACCCAAAACGGGAUGUCUGCAGGAAGGUAUUUCCUUCCGCCUCUGGACCCUCCCAGAGCGGGGACCAGGUAUGGGCACUUGCUGCCUCCCUCCUCCCUCAUUGAGCACUGUGAUGCUGAGCCCAUUCAGCCUCAGCAACAGGCUCUUCCCCACAGAAUAUCCUCCAGACCACUGCUGCCUUUACCAGAGGCUGAAGGACAGUGAUGUAGCGGUGUUAUAACUAGAAUUAAACAGGAUUGAUUGGGGGAUGGGCACAAACCACCCAAGUGCCAUUCAUUUCUAAUAAAGACUUAAAUGUAUGUCACUAUUUUAUGUUUUGUUAUUUUUCCUGUGCAUAAUAUAGAAAAAGGUGUCAUGAAGUUUCUGUGAAAUGUUUAGUUGUAUGGCUAGUAGAGCCAUUUUUUGUAAACCUGAAUAAAAUCUGAUCAUCUCACAUA